UAAAAAAAAAUCCAAAAUUGAGCAAUGUCACCACUAAAGAAUUUUUCUCUUUUUCACUGGAGUUCCUCCUCUUCCUCUCGCUAGAAAAUGUACUCCUCAACCGACUGCCUUUAAUUCGAAUGCUGGGUGCAACUGGCUCUUGAUAUCGUUAACCAGAUUUCUCAAGACAGUUUGAACUUGUCCAUAGACAUGCUAAAUUGCAUAUUGCAUGCUAUUGAAGAGACCAUGAGUGUAAUUUGGUUUGGUGAAUUUAUUCAGUGAUCUGUUGCCAUAACCUUUAGCCAAAUGCUGAGACAUUUAGAAGGAUGAUAAUUUUGAGUGUGAAAAUGAAAGAUUUUGAUGGUGCAUAUGCGAUGCUGAAUGAUUCAAGGAAAAUGAACGUUAAACUUGUAGCUGGCAUUUAUAAUACUAUAAUGGCAGGAUAUUUUCGAGAGAAGAAAAUUUCUGAUGGGUUGAGGGUUCUCAAGCAAAUGGAACUUGACAGCGUAAAACCAGAUCCUCAAACUUACAGCCAUCUAAUAGGCUAUUGUGACCGUGAAGAGGAUAUUAUCAAGUAUUGUGAAGAACUGAAGUGUUCUGGGAUUACAGUAACAAAGCACAUAUUUAUGUCACUUAUUAAUGCAUAUGCAGCUUGUGGACAGUUUGAGAAAGCAAAACAGGUUCUCUUGGAUGAAGGGAUGCCAGUUAAAAGGCUAAAUGAACUCAGAAGUGCUCUCAUCUCUUCUCUUGCAUCAAAUGGGCAAAUGGCUGAUGCCCUAGACACAUAUGAAGAAAUCAAGCAAUCUGGAGGUGAUCUGGAGCCUAGAGCUGUCCUAUCUCUGAUGGCAAGUUCUGAACAGGACCUUCGCAGUUGUGAUAUCAGGGUUUAUUUUUCCUCAUUUUCUCAUAGGAGUAUCUUCAUUCUGAGGGAGACUUGAAUCUUAUGCUUCAACUAUUAGAGGAACUGCAUGAUCAAGGGUAUUGGAUUGAGGGUUGCUGCAGAGUUAUCUCAUUUUGUGUUAGAAAAAGGCAUCUGAGGUUAGCUGAUAGGAAAUUCUUCA
Molecule: messenger RNA, 1040 nt
Organism: Rubroshorea leprosula
Lineage: Eukaryota; Viridiplantae; Streptophyta; Magnoliopsida; Malvales; Dipterocarpaceae
Source: the annotation of a GenBank genome assembly